This is a messenger RNA of Pimephales promelas (fathead minnow), 1361 nucleotides long. It is a transcript of the gene smim32, whose product is annotated as small integral membrane protein 32. The record is from RefSeq and is a predicted model, not a curated record. Lineage: Eukaryota; Metazoa; Chordata; Actinopteri; Cypriniformes; Leuciscidae.
GGACACAUGGAUGUGUGACAAACCCUCUCAAACAUCAGUGUAUUUUCACAUUUGAUUUUGUUUAAUAUCGACUGGCGCCAGAACCUAACGAGAAAUAUCAUGCUGAAUAAUUCCCUUUCCUGUGUGUGUGUGUGUGUGUGUGUGUGUGUGUGUGUGGGCAUUUGAACAGAAGGAGGUUAUUGAUUAUAUUCCAGUCCUCCAGGCCUAGAGCACAAAUGCACUGGCGUAUUGCAAGAAGAAUGACACCACUUAUUCCCAAAACAUUUCUCUUUUUCUCCCCUCCUCACACAAUUUUUCUGUCCCUGGAGAGACGACAUCACUCAUUACUGUCAGCAGCAAAGUCCCACCGGCACCGCCAUAAUCAUCACCAUCACCAUCUCACUUCUUCCCAUCGAGUCCGUCGCCCCGCGGCACCCUGGGAUGGAUACCGGACGACUGAUGAGCGCUUGAGACCUACAGCCGAACCGGAUCGAUUGGCACCCAUCACCUGAGGUAUAGUGGAUGACGGACGCCACUUUCCCCGGAUAUAAGCCUUCCGAACCAUGGAAACCUGUGUGAAAGGAGUGAUUCUGUGUGGGUGAUUCUUGCGCGUUUAUUGAGACGUUUGUGGAGAUUUGGAGAUCCGUCGGUGUGAUUGGAGAGGUCCACUCUCUCCGAUAGCGCAAGACUCUAUGGAAACGCACAUUGUGGGACAUGGAUAGACUGUUUGCGCCAUCUGUGGAUGUAGUGCCGAGGACCAGAGCCCCCGUCUGAGGUGUGUUGGAGGAGGUCUGCUGGUCUUGUGUGGUAUGCGAACGCAACGACUCCUGUCCGAGGCGCACAGACUGCUAGAUUGAUCAUGCUGAGGCAGAUGCUAUUGAACUCCACGGCAGCGGCACGAGACUUCGACCUGAUGACCCACACACACACGCAGGCGCCGCUGAACGUGUCCCACGGGCCCGUGAGUGUGUCGGCCCUCCUGAAGCCCACGGGCCGGGGGAGCUCGCUGCGAGAGGGAGAGCCCGACAAACCCGACCUGGCCACGUAUGUGGUGAUGUGUCUGGUGCUCUUCCUCCUCGUCCUCCUCAUCGUGUUCUUCAUCAACUGUCAGCUGAGGAACUCUUUCUUCGCCUCCAUGCCUUACGACCGGUCACUGCGAGAGGCCCGCAGCUCCUACAAAUGACCCGGAGCGGUUCGGAUAACAGAACCAGCACGGAUUGCAGCCGGACUCAUUGAUCUGUCUGUGUAUAUAAUGACUGUUUUGUACUUCUGCACGGCCUUUUCUGCCCAUAUAGGGUUUAUCACGAGUUGUGUGCAUUAUGUAAUACAGAUUAUUUUCUUGUACGGUGUUAAACCAUGAUUAAAUCUCACAUUCAUGACCA